This is a messenger RNA of Psylliodes chrysocephalus, 2555 nucleotides long. The record is from the annotation of a GenBank genome assembly. Lineage: Eukaryota; Metazoa; Arthropoda; Insecta; Coleoptera; Chrysomelidae.
CAAUAACAUGUUUAUUACGAUAAUUUAUUAUCUAAACAAGUUAAGCUUUUUAUAUUAUUUAUUAAUGUAUUAUAAACAUUACUAAUUAACUAACCUUGAUACCGCGGUACCAGACAGAUCGGUAUUAAAAAAUAAAUCAGUGAAUAUUUAACAAUGGAUCGGGAUAGUAGUGAAUUAAUAAAUUGGUUCAAAAAAGCUGCAGGCACAGAAAAAUGUACCGUGGAACUAGAGGGUAAGAAGGAAGAAGGUGAUGGAUACAUAGCCGACAUAAUAUUUGCUAAAGUAAUACUGGAUGAACCCAAUCACAAUGGAAAACAACUACAUUUAGCUGCCAAGGCGAGUAAACCUUCACAUAAAUUACGAAAGUUCCUAUCUGAAAUUUGCCAAAGAGAGGUGGUGUUUUAUAGAGACGUAGUGCCGAUUUUCCAAAAGUUCCAACAGGAGAAAAGCAUUAAAGAACCCUUCCAAGCUUUACCGAAGUGCUACACAGCCUUCGAGACUGAAAAUGCUGAAGUUAUAAUACAGGAAAAUAUGACAACUAAAGGGUACGUGAUGCAUAAAAAAAAAAUCCCGAUGAACAUGAAUCAUAUAAAACUAGCGCUAAGUAAUUACGCGAAAUUCCACGCUAUAUCCCUAGCUAUUAGAGAUCAAAAACCGGAAGUUUUCGAAACAAUCGAAAAAACCUGUUACAACAUUAUGCUGGAAAGAAUGUCUUUGCUCGGUCCAAUGUACGAAAAAUCUGUUAGAAAAGUUAUUAAGAAUUUAAAUGAAGUGGGUAGGAUGGAUCUCAAGAAAAGAUAUGAAAAAUUGAUGGAACCAAAUGUGGUGGAAAUUGUAAAGUAUCUUCUACUCGAUGUUCCUGAUGAUAGAGUAUUAACGCACGCGGAUUGUCACAAUGGCAACUUCAUGUUCGAGUACAAGGAUGGCAACGAAGAAAGCCCUAUAAACAUGGUGUUACUCGACUUCCAAGUCACUUUCGUCUUUUCGCCGAUACUCGACCUAUCUACAUAUUUAUACUGCGGAGCAUCAAAAGAAGAAUUCUCCCAUUUUACGGAACUAAUGGAAUUUUAUCAUGAUGAACUUUCAUCGUUCUUGGCCCAGCUUGGAAGCGACGUUAACAAACUAUUUCCGAUCUCGACGAUGUGGCAACAUUGGAAAAAAUAUUCGUUCUAUGGUUUCAACUAUGCCACAACAUUUUUAGAACUGAUGUUUAUUGACUCGGAUGCUGUGCCUGAAUUUAAAAAGGAACAAGUUUCACCUGAAGAAUUUUUGAAUAUUAAUUUAAAAGAUAAGACCAAAAUCAGUGUUAGUGAAUAUACGACAAUGGAUCGCGAUAGAAGUGAAUUAAUAAAUUGGUUCAAAAAAGCUGUAGGUACGGAAAAAUGUUCCGUAGAACUAGAAGGUACAAAGGAAAAAGGUGAUGGAUACGUAGCCGACAUAAUAUUUGCGACAGUAACACUAGAUGAACCCAAUCACAAUGGAAAACAAUUACAUUUAGCUGCCAAAGCGAGUAAAACUUCACUAGACAUGCGAAAGUUCUUAUCCGAAAUUUGCCAAAGAGAGGUGGCGUUUUAUAAAGAUAUAGUGCCGAUUUUUCAGCAGUUCCAACAGGAAAAAUACGUUAAAGAACCCUUUCAAGCUCUACCGAAAUGCUACACAGCCUUCCUGACUGAAAAUGCUGAAGUUAUAAUACAGGAAAAUAUGUCAACUAAAGGAUACGUACUGCAUAACAGAAGAAUCCCGAUGAACAUCAAUCAUAUGAAACUAGUACUAAGUAAUUAUGCAAAAUUCCACGCGUUAUCCCUAGCUAUUAGAGAUCAAAAACCGGAAGUUUUCGAAAACAUCGAAAAAACUUGCUACAACAUUGUGCUGGGAAAACUUUCUAUGGUCGGAGCAAUGUACGAAAAAUCUGCUACGAAAGUUAUUAAUAAUUUAAAUGAAGUGGGUAGGACAGAUCUUGCGAAAAGGUAUGAAAAAUUGGUGGAACGAAAUGUGGUGGAAAUUGUAAAGAAUCUUCUACUAGAUGUUCCUAAUGAAAGAGUAUUAACGCACGCUGAUUGUCACAAUGGCAACUUUAUGUUCGAGUACAAGGAUGGCAACAAAGAAAGCCCUUCAAACAUGGUGUUACUCGACUUCCAAGUCUCCUUUGUCUUCUCUCCAAUAAUCGACCUGUCUUUAUACCUAUACUGCGGAUCGUCAAAAGAAGAAUUCUCCCAUUUUACGGAACUGAUGGAAUUUUAUCAUGAUAAACUGUCAUCAUUCUUGUCCCAGCUUGGAAGCGACGUUAACAAACUAUUUCCGAUAUCGACGAUGUGGCAACAUUGGAAAAAAUACUCGUUCUUUGGUUUCAAUACGGCCACAGCAUUUUUGGAACUGUUAUUUAUUGAAGCGGAUGAUGUGCCCGAGUUUAAAGAUGAAGACAAUAAGCCAGAAGAUUUUUUGAAUAUAAAUUUGAGAGAUAGGACCAAGUUUUUGGAAAGAUUGGUGGAUAUUAUCGAGCACUAUUUGGAUUUUAAUAAAAUUCAUUAAAAAUAUUGUAUUUUGAAGUAAUAGCU